This is a messenger RNA of Xiphophorus couchianus (Monterrey platyfish), 4029 nucleotides long. RefSeq lists its product as uncharacterized. Lineage: Eukaryota; Metazoa; Chordata; Actinopteri; Cyprinodontiformes; Poeciliidae. The transcript has a single exon. The record is from RefSeq and is a predicted model, not a curated record. The coding region runs from base 32 to 1276 and encodes 414 amino acids.
UAUUGGCUCAGUCACAGCACCAUAUAAUGGUAUGGAAACGCCAAAGCUUGUUGCAGCGUGUCCUCAUUUAGAUGUGUGUUUGGGAGGUGUUCAGGUGCCCUGUCUAAUUGACACUGGUUCUAUGGUGUCGACCCUUACAGAAAGUUUCUUUAAGGAUCAUUUCAAGUCUGGUGGCCCUGAUGGUUUACGCCCUUGUCACUGGUUGCAGCUUAAGGCAGCAAAUGGGUUAAAUAUCCCAUACCUUGGCUACAUAGAGCUUAGUGUUGAGCUUUGCGGCAAAGACAUCCCAAACUGCGGGGUUUUGAUUGUAAAAGAUCCUCACGGCAAAGUGGCUCCCACACCAGGUGUUUUAGGCAUGAAUGUAAUCCAAAAAUGCUAUCAUGAGCUUUUUGUACAGCAUGGUGCAGGGUUGUUCAGUCAGGACAAUGUCCCACAGGCUCCUCAUGAAAUCUGGCCUGCAUUGCAAAAGUGCCAUCAGGCAAGCUUGCAGGGCCCAUUAGACUAUGUGGUAAAGGUGCGGGGUCGUGCAGCAUGCAGGGUCCCAGGUGGGGUUAUGAAGCUUGUGGCUGCUACAUGUUCUGAUCAGCUGUCACAGGCUGUACUAUUUGAGCCUCCUGAGGCAGGUCUGCCAGGAGGUUUGCUUGCUUCCCCUGCCCUAAUCCGUGUGGUGCGAGGCACAGCCUACAUACCAAUUGUUAAUGUAGGCUCUACAGAUAUCUUGCUUUACCCACGUACUGUUGUAGGUACUCUGCAUCAUGUUAAUGUUAUCAGUCUGCCUCCCGGUGUUAAAGAAGAGCCCUCAUAUACAGCUAAGGUGUCCUCUCAGAUUGUACUUCCAACUGUGCAGGACCAAAUUGAGGCCAUCGACCUCUCCCAACUGCCCUGCACACACCAGGGGCAGGUGAGGACCCUUCUUAGGGAUUAUUCAUCAGUUUUUGCAGAAAAUGACAGUGAUUUGGGGUGUACAAACAUAAUUAGUCAUGACAUACCCCUUAUUGAUGAGACCCCUGUAAACCAGCGAUACCGGCGUAUACCACCGUCAGGCUAUGAAGCAGUAAAGGAUCACAUCAAUCAGUUACUUAGUACUAAUGUGAUCAGAGAGAGCUGCAGCCCCUAUGCAUCUCCCAUUGUGCUAGUCAAAAAGAAGGAUGGGAGCCUGAGGAUGUGUGUGGACUAUCGGCAGCUUAAUAGCAAAACCCGCAAAGAUGCCUUUCCAUUACCACGCAUUGAAGAGUCUUUGGAUGCACUUACAGGUGCUUGCUGGUUCUCUACCUAGGACUUGGCAAGUGGUUACAACCAGGUACCUGUUGCAGAAGCAGAUCGUCAUAAAACGGCGUUCUGUACUCCAUUUGGUCUAUUUGAGUGGAAUAGAAUGCCAUUUGGCCUUUGUAAUGCGCCCAGUACAUUUCAGAGGCUUAUGCAACGCAUUUUCUCUGAUAAGCAGAAUCAAUCAUUGCUGCUGUAUCUUGAUGACAUAGUUGUGUUUUCCUCCACUGUGGAACAGCAUUUGGAGCGCCUGGGGAAGGUGUUUGGACGCCUGAAGAAAGAGGGUCUCAAGGCAAAGCUGACAAAGUGCUCCUUUCUUCAACGAGAAGUUAAAUACUUAGGCCAUGUCAUUUCUAGCAAAGGUGUUGCAACUGAUCCAUCUAAGAUUGAGGCAGUGGUUAACUGGCAGCGCCCCACCACAUCCACAGAGCUGAGGUCCUUCCUUGGGUUCGCCAGUUACUAUCGGCGGUUUGUUGUAGGCUUUGCCAAGCUGGCUGCGCCCCUUCACCAACUAGUGGGACAUUUAAGCAGUUCAAAAACAAAGAAGCGGCUAAGACAGGACAUCGCUGAGGGCUGGACUGCAGAACACCAACAGAGCUUUGAGGAACUGAAAAGGAGGCUAACUACUUCACCUGUGCUAGCCUACGCUGACUUUUCUCUGCCUUUUAUCCUAGAGGUUGAUGCGAGCCAUGGUGGUCUGGGGGCUGUCCUUUCCCAACAACAGGACGGGGUUGUGCGUCCUAUUGCCUACGCCAGCCGAGGAUUAAGGCCAACUGAACGUAAUAUGGACAACUAUAGCUCCAUGAAACUUGAAUUUUUAGCCCUUAAAUGGGCCAUGACUGAAAAAUUCAGAGAGUACUUGUUGGGCCAUGAAUGUCUUGUAUUCACUGAUAACAAUCCCCUCAGUUAUCUUGGUACUGCCAAGUUAGGUGCCACUGAACAUCGAUGGGCUGCACAACUUGCCUCCUUUGAUUUCAAGAUCCAGUAUCGCUCAGGGCGUACAAACAGGAACGCAGAUGCUCUUUCCAGAAAACAUCCAUCUACUAGAGAACAGGUUGGUGCUCUUGUUCCAGGGAGUAGUCUGCCUGAAUCUCUGCAGCUGAUGAUGGAGAGACGGGAAGUUACGCAAGCUGCCAUCACAGUCCUCCCUGAACGUACCACAAAGGAUAUGCAAGUAUUACAACAUGCUGACCCAGUUUUGCAGGAACUUUGGACCUUUUGGGCUCGCAAGAAACAACCCGACCGCACAGAGCGAAAGAAUUUACCUGCACCUCUGUUGGCAUUCCUGAGGCAGUGGGAUCGCCUGGUGGAGAAGGAUGGUGUCCUCCACCGCAAGACCUUUCGUCCCGAUGGUGCUGAGGAGAUGCUACAGCUGUUGCUGCCCACAGCCUUGAAGGAGGAGGUCCUGACUCAGGCUCACCAGGACCAUGGCCAUCAAGGUGUGGACAGGACUCUCUCACUGCUGAGAACAAGAUGUUACUGGCCAAAAAUGUCCUUUGAUGUCGUUGAUUGGUGCAGGUCAUGUGAGCGAUGCCAAGUGGCAAAAGAUACUCGACCUCUUGCACGGACCUAUAUGGGCCAUUUGCUAGCGUCACGACCCAAUGAGAUCCUUGCCAUGGACUUCACAAUCCUGGAGCCUUCUCAAGAUGGGCUGGAGAAUGUGCUUGUCUUAACUGAUGUUUUUAGCAAGUACACCCUGGCUAUACCAACCAGAGAUCAACGUGCCUCUACUGUGGCUCAUGUCCUGGUGACCGAGUGGUUUUCAAAGUUUGGUGUACCAGCCCGUGUUCACUCAGACCAGGGACGUAAUUUUGAAAGUUCCCUCAUCCAGCAGCUCUGUCAAUUCUAUGGCAUCAAGAAGUCCAGGACCACACCGUACCACCCUGCUGGAAAUGGACAAUGUGAAAGGUUUAAUCGUACGCUUCAUAACUUGUUGCGUACCCUCCCCACCACCAGUAAAAGAGCCUGGACCUCUUAUUUGCCACAAGUGAUCUUUUGUUAUAACACCACACCACAUCAGAGCACUGGAGAAAGUCCCUUCUUCCUGAUGUUUGGCCAACAACCUAGGCUUCCUUUAGACUUUCUGCUUGGCCAUGUAUCAGAACCAAGUGCUGGUGGUGUUGACAAGUGGGUUGCAGAGCACCAGACGCGCUUGCAACUGGCUUUUGAGGAAGCCAGGGAGAAGCUGAAGAUUGCUGCAGAUAGGAGAAAGAGAAAUAAUGACCAGCAUGUUCAAGAUUCUCCUCUGCACGAAGGCCAACUUGUCCUACUCCGAGACACCAGUCAACAAGGAAGACACAAGAUUCAGGAUCUGUGGCGCUCCAAGGUGUAUAAGGUCCUAAAAGUACUAGGUGAUACUGGAGCAGUUUACACUGUGGCUCCUGCAGAUGAGUUGAACAAAACUAAAAGGGUCCACCGGUCUCUACUGAAGCCAGUUGUUUGCAGUGACAUCCCAGCAUCCCCUAUUGGGGAACCACUGUUGACUGAUUCAUCCUCUGAGGAUGAAACUGAUCCUGAUUUGUUUUUGAGGGUAAAUGUCCACCAGUCACCGCCUUCUUUGCCAGCCAACCCACACCUGGUCAGAAACAACACGGUUCCUCUGUCUGCCGAGGUAUAUCCUCAUGAAGCUCCUUCAACAUCUGCAUCUCAAGCUCCUAGUGUUGCCAGCUCAAGUAAAGAUCAGGGCCUUCCAAGGGUAAUGAGAAGAACUACACGCUCAACAGCAGGUCAGCACUCCAAUGUCCACCAUCUCCCAAGACCAAU